AUGCUUGCAGGCGAGAUCAACGAUGUUCAUCAUCAGCUUUCAGUAUCUCUGACAAAUAGAUUACCCUAUUAUAUAAGACAAUCGUGCAAAUCGACUUCGGAAAUGGUGCUUGCGAAAUCAAAAGAUCACAAUAACAAACUAUCUGAAGUUGACUCAUCAUCAACAUCAUCAUCAUCGUCUUCGUCGUCAUCGUCCUUGCACACUAAUGAAGAUCAUGGCAAUAAUAGUGUAGCUGUUUUUUCCCUUUCCUCAUCAUCAUCAACAUCAUCCUUAACCGAAUUUAUCGAACCAUCAUCAUUCAUGUCAACACGUAUUCUACCUGCCGGAAUUUAUCGUGAUCAAGAACAACCACCAUCGUCGUCGUCGUCCAAUUCCACUGAACAAAAGUCUUCAGCAUCCCUGACGACACGUUUCAAUGCGUAUCGUCCAUAUGAAAAUAAUCAACUACAAUUUCCAUCCAGUUGUUCCAAUACAUCUUCGUCAUCGUCGUCAUCAUCACUAUCAUUAACCACAAAGAAAGAUUUUCUAAUAAACCACACGCGUACACAAAAUGAACAAACUACAAAUUCAAGUCCUACAGCGUCGAUGCUUUUAAAAACACCGAACUAUUCUCCAACUGUGGAUGCAUUAUCAAUCGAACAAGUUCUCUUCAACAUGGUACGAUUCGAUGUGAUUAAAUCGAAUUUUGGUGACUAUUAUCAAUUGGGUGAAUUUAUCCGAAGUGGAGGAUUUUCCGAUAUCUACGAAGGCACUCGUUUGAGUGACAAUAAACCAGUUGUAGUCAAGUUUAUUCCAAAAGAGAAAACAAAAAAUUGGUUGAUGAUUAGUCAGAAAAAGUAUCCAGCGGAAGUUUUACUACAUAAAGCCGUGCAUGAAAUACAAGGUAUUAUUCAUGUGUAUGAUUAUUUUGAGAAUGCUCAACACUGGAUAUUAGUCAUGGAACGUUUACGUAAUUGUCAAGAUCUAUUCGAUUUUCUCGAGUCGACUGAGAGUGGCCAUUUAAGCGAAGCAACAGCGCGAAAAUUCUUUCAACAAUUAGUGCAUAUCAAUCUAGCCAUGCUACGAAAGGGCGUUGUACAUCGUGAUCUCAAAAGUGAAAACAUUUUAGUUGAUCUGGAAUCCGAAUCACUCGUGUUGAUCGAUUUUGGUGCCAGUGCCAUUUGUAAAUCCUCAACAUCCUAUUAUUCAGAUUUCCAUGGCACAAAACAGUAUAAAUCGCCUGAAUACAUCACGAAAAAGCGUUAUGCAGGUAUUCCAUCGACCGUAUGGACACUCGGUGUGCUGCUGUAUGAUAUGGUUUGUGGUAGUCUACCAUUUGAAAGUGAAGAGGAUAUCACUGGUCACAAGUUAGUUCUCAAACCACAUAUGUCAGCUUCAUUGAAAAAUCUAAUUCAACGUUGUCUCGCCCAAAAUCCUGACCGACGCCCGUCAUUUGAAUCCUUACUGGAGCAUGCUUGGGUUAAAGAUUAA
Messenger RNA from Adineta ricciae, 1470 nucleotides. NCBI's taxonomy places the organism in Eukaryota, Metazoa, Rotifera, Eurotatoria, Adinetida, Adinetidae. The record is from the annotation of a GenBank genome assembly.